AUGCAUUUCCCUUUCCCAUUUUCCAUCUCAUUGUUCUUUUUUAAACUUCCGCGCCACCGCUCCCUUCUUCUCCCCGGGUCUCGGUGGGUCAGCUCCUUCUGUUACUGCUUCGAAUCCAAACCAUAUCAUUUUCGCGGUGCUACUCAAUUGUGGGUUUCAAGAGGUGCUACUUAAUCGCCAUGGCAGACUUAUCCAGGGAGGACAUAAGCAAUACACUUCGGAUACUUGUUGCUACGGAUUGCCAUCUCGGAUAUAUGGAGAAGGACGAAAUACGGCGGCAUGAUUCUUUCCAGGCAUUUGAUGAGAUAUGCUCUAUAGCAGAGCAAAAACAGGUUGAUUUCUUACUCCUUGGUGGUGAUCUUUUCCACGAGAAUAAGCCUUCAAGGUCAACAUUGGUUAGAGCCAUUGAGAUUCUCCGUCGUCAUUGUCUUAACGAUCGGCCAGUGCAGUUCCAAGUUGUUAGCGACCAGACUGUGAAUUUCGCAAAUGUGUUUGGGCAUGUAAAUUAUGAAGAUCCUCACUUCAAUGUUGGUUUGCCAGUCUUCAGUAUUCAUGGAAAUCAUGAUGAUCCCGCUGGAGUGGACAACCUUUCCGCAGUCGAUAUUCUCUCUGCAUGCAAUCUUGUUAACUAUUUUGGGAAAAUGGUUCUUGGGGGUUCUGGUGUUGGUCAGAUUACUAUCUAUCCUAUUCUUCUCAGAAAGGGUUCAACAGCAGUGGCUCUCUAUGGUCUAGGAAACAUUAGAGAUGAACGGUUAAAUAGAAUGUUUCAGACACCACAUGCUAUACAAUGGAUGCGGCCUGAAUCUCAAGAAGGUUGUCAACUGUCAGAUUGGUUCAACAUUUUGGUACUUCAUCAGAACAGAGUAAAGACAAACCCAAAAAAUGCUAUAAAUGAGCACUUUUUACCCCGAUUCCUUGACUUCAUAGUGUGGGGGCAUGAACAUGAAUGUCUCGUGGACCCUCAGGAAGUUCCUGGGAUGGGGUUUCAUGUUACACAACCAGGUUCUUCAGUUGCAACAUCACUCAUUGAUGGAGAGUCAAAGCCAAAGCAUGUACUUCUUUUAGAAAUUAAGGGGAACCAGUAUCGCCCAACUAAGAUACCUUUAACGUCAGUGAGGCCUUUUGAGUAUACAGAGGUCAUAUUAAAGGAUGAACCUGACAUUGAUCCCAAUGAUCAAAACUCAAUUCUUGAACACUUGGAUAAAGUGGUGAGAAAUCUGAUAGAGAAAUCCAGUAAAAAGGCUGUUAACAGAUCAGAGCUCAAACUUCCAUUGGUUCGCAUAAAGGUAGAUUACUCUGGAUUUAUGACAAUAAAUCCUCAAAGAUUUGGGCAGAAGUAUGUGGGCAAGGUUGCAAAUCCCCAAGACAUUCUAAUCUUCUCGAAGGCUUCAAGAAAGGGUCAGCGUGAAGCUAAAAUUGGUGAUUCCGAGUGUCUUCGUCCAGAAGAACUAAACCAGCAGAAUAUAGAGGCUCUAGUUGCUGAAAAUAAUCUGAAAAUGGAAAUCCUUCCCGUCAAUGAUUUGGAUGUUGCAUUACACAAUUUUGUUAACAAGGAUGACAAAAUGGCUUUCUAUGCUUGUCUGCAAUACAAUCUUGAAGAAACACGAAACAAAAUUGCCAAGGAUGCAGACACUCUGAAGUUUGAAGAGGAAGACUUAAUUCUUAAAGUUGGAGAGUGCAUGGAGCAACGUGUCAAAGAAAGGUCUACUCGCCCUAAAGAUACUUCACAAUUUAUGUCUCCUGCUAAGUCUUCGGAGGAUCCAACAAGUAGAACUGCUGCUGGAACAGGAAGUGCUGUUUCCUUUAGUGAUGACGAAGACACAACACAAAUAUCUGGCUCGAGAGCUAGUGUAAGAGGUCGGAGAGGGGCAUCUAGGUCAUCUCGUGGUGCUUAUGAACUUGGAAAAAGUAGGACUUCUGCAAGAGGAAGAGGUAGGGGCAGAGGUACCAGUAACUUGAAGCAGUCAACUCUUGAUGCAGCUCUGGGGUUCCGUCGUUCUGAAAGAUCUGCAUCAGUUUCUGCAACAGCUGCUGUCCAAAGUAUUGCUGAUGAUGAGGAUAAUGUAGAAUCUGCUUCAAGUGAAGAAGCUGGGAAAUAUGGAAUUGAUGUGGUUGAUGACAGUUUGGAAAAUGAUGCAAGUUUACAAGGCAAAGGACACAAAAGGGCUGCUACUAGGGGAAGAGGUGGAGGUUCGAAGCAAUCCUCUAAACGGGGAAGGAAAACUGACAACUCUACUAUUCAUAAAAUGUUCAUGAGCAAAGACGACGAUGAAGACGACGACGACAGUAUGGCAAAGAGAUUAAAUAAAUCUCAACCUCGGGUAACAAGAAACUACGGUGCUUUAAGAAGGUAAAAUCACAUCGUGAGAUCCCAGUUGUCCAGAUGUUCUGCUAUAUAAUCUACCAUGAAGAAAUCUCAGAUGAGAUAUUUAAUCUUGUACGAGGAAAUGUGGGAUGAGCUAUUAUAUAUUACAAUGCGGCAGGAUAAAAUGUUAAAGUUCAAUGUCUUCAACGGAAGUAUUCGUCCAUCUUGUGAAUUGCAAUGAUUGAUUGGCAGAUAUAUAGUACCAGCUUAUGUUUA
Juglans regia (Persian walnut) is the source of this 2581-nucleotide messenger RNA. Its product is annotated as double-strand break repair protein MRE11. The transcript is spliced from 23 exons. The record is from RefSeq and is a predicted model, not a curated record. Lineage: Eukaryota; Viridiplantae; Streptophyta; Magnoliopsida; Fagales; Juglandaceae. The coding region runs from base 180 to 2354 and encodes 724 amino acids. Gene Ontology annotation, cellular component: nucleus; Mre11 complex. Gene Ontology annotation, molecular function: 3'-5'-DNA exonuclease activity; manganese ion binding; DNA endonuclease activity. Gene Ontology annotation, biological process: mitotic G2 DNA damage checkpoint signaling; double-strand break repair via nonhomologous end joining; double-strand break repair via homologous recombination.